AUGCCGGCAUUUAUCCUUCUCUAUGCUUAAGGAACCAAAGAAACUGAAAGCAACAGUGCAAAAACAGAAAUGAGGAAAAACUGGAAGACAUACCGAUUGCAUUGCAUUUCCCCUUCUUCAGUUUCUAACAAUGAGAUCUAAAGCUUCUGAUCAGAAGACAGUUUCUUCCUGCAAUGACUUAAGGUUACAAGAAAGAAAGUGAAUGUGACAUGUGAUCUAACACCAUCGUUUGGAAAGAGGACCUUUUAGGCAAUCUUAACUUGGCAGUGACCCACUUCUUUGUGAUUGUUAUUUCCCAACUUGUGCUUCUAGUCUCAUCUGUCUGGUUUUGUAAGACAUGUAAAACCUGGGAAUUCUUUCUUGACUUGUAAGUGAGCUCCCGAGAAAGAAAAAUCAAAUCCAUCCAUCUGCUUUUUGUGUAUCCGAGUAUAUAAUGUGUGCAGCAUGAUGGAUAAAAAUGAAACUGGAGCAUGUGAAUAAAACCAUGAAAAUGGAGAAGCUUCAUAUAAAUAUGGGAUGGAGAAUCAUUGUCUGCUCAGGUGUUCUCAUGAUUCUGAUGCAAAACAGAGCUCUAGCUGUACCUUGCAGGGAAACUCAAGGCAGGGGCAGCUCAGGGAACGCACAAGAAGAAGAAGAAGAAUGGGAGAUGGUGCAGAGGAAAGGAACGCAGUUCGGCAUAAAUGGGAGACCAUUCUACGUGAAUGGGUUCAAUACUUACUGGUUGAUGAUACUUGCGGCAGAUAAUUCAACGAGAGGGAAAGUGACAGAGCUAUUCCAACAAGCCUCUGCUGCUGGUCUUACGGUUUGCAGGACAUGGGCCUUCAACGACGGCCAGUGGAGAGCUCUCCAGAAAUCCCCUUCUGUCUACGAUGAAGACGUCUUCCAGGCACUGGACUUUGUCGUGAGCGAGGCUAGAAAGCAUAAGAUAAGACUGAUACUGUCACUGGUGAACAAUUGGGAUGCCUUCGGUGGCAAGUCUCAGUACGUGAAAUGGGGCAAUUCCUACGGCCUCAAUCUCACCUCCGCCGAUGACUUCUUCUCUCAUCCCACUCUCAAAUCCUUCUACAAAAACCAUGUCCGGACGGUGUUGAACAGAGUGAACACAUUCACAAACAUAACAUACAAAAACGACCCCACCAUCUUCGCCUGGGAACUCAUGAACGAGCCUCGUUGUCCCUCUGAUCCCUCCGGCGAUACUCUCCAGGUUUUAUUUCUCUCUGUUUUUUCCUUCUCUCUCAAUGCUUUUCUCAACUUCUCAGGUGCCUGUUUUCAGUCUUGGAUUCAAGAAAUGGCAGUGUUCUUGAAGAGCAUUGACGCUAAACACCUCGUGGAGAUCGGACUAGAGGGCUUCUAUGGGCCCUCGGCACCCGACCGUACACGAUUCAACCCCAACACGUACGCCGUUCAAGUCGGAACCGAUUUCAUCAGAAAUCAUCAGGUUCUUGGGAUCGAUUUUGCUUCCGUUCACACAUAUGCAGAUUCCUGGAUUUCACCGGCGAUAUCAGAAUCGCAUCUGGAGUUCACCAGAAGGUGGAUGGAAGGCCAUAUAGAGGACGCGGAGACGUAUCUGGGAAUGCCGGUGGUGUUUGCGGAGUUUGGGGUGUCAUCUAAGGACCCUGGUUUCAACUCAUCCUUCAGGGACACGCUGCUAAACACGGUGUACAAGACCAUACUGAACUCGACCAGGAAAGGAGGGGCAGCAGCUGGCAGUCUCCUCUGGCAGGUCUUCCCUGAGGGGACAGAGUACAUGGACGACGGCUACGCUCUCUACCUCACAAGAGCUCAUUCUGCAUCCAACAUUAUCUCUCUUCACUCCACCCGGCUUGCUAUCUUUAACUCUCUCUGUAACUGGAGGUGCAAAUGGGGAUGCAAGAAACACAAUCAGAAUGCUCUUGAUGCACUCCUCUUCCACGACGAACUUUAGCUUUCUCUACUCUCGAGGGAAUAAUAUGGAUCACGUUGCGUCUCUAUAUAUGAAUGUAUACGGUCUCUUGUCUUCCUCCAAGCAGAACAACUCUCUCUCGUGUCAUUGAGCACGUGGCCAUUCAAAUAUUAUGUAUUUACCACAUGCAGUCAUUUUAUCUAUGAAUUCCAUUUACAUCAA
Tarenaya hassleriana is the source of this 2104-nucleotide messenger RNA. Its product is annotated as mannan endo-1,4-beta-mannosidase 6. Gene Ontology annotation, molecular function: hydrolase activity, hydrolyzing O-glycosyl compounds. Bases 458 to 1924 code for a protein of 488 amino acids. NCBI's taxonomy places the organism in Eukaryota, Viridiplantae, Streptophyta, Magnoliopsida, Brassicales, Cleomaceae. The record is from RefSeq and is a predicted model, not a curated record. The transcript has 5 exons.